Sinocyclocheilus rhinocerous is the source of this 1709-nucleotide messenger RNA. Its product is annotated as piggyBac transposable element-derived protein 4-like. The record is from RefSeq and is a predicted model, not a curated record. Bases 1 to 1701 code for a protein of 566 amino acids. NCBI's taxonomy places the organism in Eukaryota, Metazoa, Chordata, Actinopteri, Cypriniformes, Cyprinidae. The transcript has 2 exons.
AUGAAGAUUGAAGAAGCAUUCGGUGUGAAAGAGGAAGAUACUGAGGAACAAACAGGUAGAACACCGCAACGAGGCAGAGGUCAGACGCGUGAAGCACAUCGACAUGGUCCUGCUGGUGACCAGACACGGGCCGCUGUGAACCAUCCAGCUGAAGAUCCUGAACCUGUUCAUGAGUGGCAUGAAAUGAACUGGCAGCCAAAAAACCUUCCCUUCACUGAGAAUCCUGGGCCUGUCGGUGAUGCUGCUGCUCUUGAUUCAAUAGAACCUAAAGACUUUAUUGAGCUGUUCAUUUCUGAUGAACUGAUUCAGAACAUUGUUGAUCAGACCAACCUGUAUGCAGAUCAGUGUAUUCAGGCUAUGGACGGUACUUCACAACAUGCUAGAAUUCAUGCAUGGAAGCCUGUCACAGUUUCAGAAAUGAAAGUCUUCCUGGGGCUGUUUUUUCUCACUGGUAUCAUUCAUAAGCCUGAACUUGAUAUGUACUGGUCUACAGAUGAAAUGUUAGCUACCCCCUACUUCAGCAAGGUCAUGUCUCGCAACAGGUUUGAAAUCAUAUGGAGAUUUCUUCACUUUAAUGAUAAUACAGCAAGGCCAGCCAAUGACACUGACAGGCUGUACAAAGUCCGCCCUGUCUUAGAUCACCUCGUGUCCAAAUUCCGUGAAAUGUAUCAGCCUAACACAAACAUUUGCAUUGAUGAGGGUAUGCCACGUGGGCGCCUAGCUUUCAGGGUGUACAAUCCUCAAAAACCCAUCAAAUCCUACAUCUUGUGCGAUUCUGAAACAGGUUACUGUUUUAACAUGAAGCCCUAUUGUGGAGAAAGUGCUGCCCUGAAAGACACGGUUGUCUCUCUUCUUGAUCGUCUAGCAGGUCAUGGUUACAGAUUAUUUAUGGAUCAUUUUUACAACUCUGUACAACUGUGUAAGCACCUACUUGAUUUGAAAACCCAUGUCUGUGGUACAAUUAGGAAAAACAGAGGUGAACCACCAGUCAUUCGAGAUCUCAGAAAUGCUGACUUUAGGAUUGGGGAAACAGUAAUGUGUCACACUGAAAAUGUGAUGGUCUUGGCAUGGCGAGACAAACAAACAGUGAAAAUGGUCACAACAUGCCAUGAGAACAAGAUGGAAGAAGUUGAGGUAUGGCAGAGAGGCCACCAAGAAAAAAUUGCAAAGCAAAAACCAGCAUGCAUUGUGGAAUACAAUAAUGCAAUGAAUGGAGUUGACAAAUUGGAUCAAAACAUUAAGUACUACCCUUUUGUCAGGAAGUCACACAAGUGGACAAAGAAAUUUGUCACAUAUCUGUUGCAGAUCAGUCUGUUCAAUGCUUUUGUCAUUUACAAAGCAAAAAACCCACAAGGUAAUUGUAAAACUCUACUCUCUUUCAUCCAAAGUGUUAUAAAUUCAUGGACCAGCAAAGAACAGGCUGGUGGUGGGGAAGAAAGAGAUGACCCUCCAACUGAAAACACUCCUAGAGCACCAUACAACACUGACCCUAGAAAUAGGGUAAAUGACCUUUUUGCAGUUCAUGCACUUGUUCCGAUUGCAUCCACUUCCAAAAAGCAACACCCGACGAGAAGAUGCAGGGUUUGUGCACGUAAUGGUUUGCGAAGUGAGACCUCGUUCUACUGCAAAAGUUGUGGCGUCCCCUUACAUUCUGGGAAUUGUUAUACAGUUUACCACUCAAAGAUAAAAUACAGUGCCUAAAUUUUAUU